Messenger RNA from Hibiscus syriacus, 1098 nucleotides. Its product is annotated as WAT1-related protein At1g70260-like. The transcript has 7 exons. The coding region runs from base 10 to 1098 and encodes 362 amino acids. Gene Ontology annotation, cellular component: plasma membrane. Gene Ontology annotation, molecular function: transmembrane transporter activity. The record is from RefSeq and is a predicted model, not a curated record. NCBI's taxonomy places the organism in Eukaryota, Viridiplantae, Streptophyta, Magnoliopsida, Malvales, Malvaceae.
AGAGAGAGAAUGAGAGAAGUGGCACCGUUCACGGUGAUGGUCAUAAUGGAAGCUUGCACCAUAGCAUUGACGAUAUUGGCCAAAACGGCCUUAACAGGAGGGCUUAGCCCUUUUGUUUUCGUGGUGUAUACCAACGCUAUUGGCUCUUCUUUGCUUCUCCAUUUUUCCUUCCUUUAUCAUCGUAGGGAAAGAACACAACAGUCUCUCUUUACUUUCCCACUCCUCCGUAUAUUUUUCCUGGGUUUAAAAGGGAUUGCUAUAUCUCAGAACCUUGCAUUCCUUGGGCUAAGCUAUAGUUCACCAAUCGUUGUAUGCGCAACGGGACUCCUACUACCUUCUAUUUCCUUCUUAUUUUCCAUCAUUCUAAGGACGACAAAGCUGCAUUGUGAAAGCUCAGGCUGUCAAGCCAAAUUGAUUGGAACUUUGGUCUCAAUCGCGGGAAUCAUUGUAGUAGAACUAUACAGAGGCCCAUUCAUACGAGCAUCACCGGUUUCACUUUCCCACCCGCUUCAACUUAUACCUAAACAUUUUGUUUUCUACUCCACGCCUGAUCGUUGGUUUCUUGGCGGACUUUUGCUUGCAGCUGCUAACUUGUCCAUUUCGAUAUGGAAUACCAUUCAGGUGGGGACCGUCAAGCAAUAUCCUCAAGUGAUCAAAGUGGCCUCUUUUUACAGCUUAGUUGGGACUAUCCAAUGUCUGGUUUUUUCUUUGUUUAUGGAGAGAGAGAUAAAUGCAUGGAAACUUAAACACAAGAGGGAUCUCCUACUCAUUAUUGUGACAGGGAUGUUCGGGAGUAUUAUCCGUAGCAAUGUUCAUUUAGCAUGUACGAGAAUGAAAGGCCCUUUUUACGUGCAUAUGUUCAAGCCAUUCGGGAUACUCUUUGCAACAAUUUUCGGAACCAGUUUCCUUACAAACAGCCUUCAGUAUGGAAGCGUAAUAGGGACGAUUAUAGUUGGAACCGGAUAUUAUGCUUUGAUGUGGGGACAAAUCAAGGAAGCAGAGCUUCGUAAAGAGCGAGAUGUCGAAAAAGUGGAUGAUAUUUCAGACGACCGCAAGACCUCUCUCUUGCAGGAGCAAGAAGAAGAAACCCUUGUCUAG